AUGUACACGGGUAAUGCUGAGGACGGAUACGACAUCGCGCUGGUGAAGCUGAACAAGGAGUCGCAAAACGAGCCAGUUUCUAUUGCGACCAACCCUGAUGAGCUGCAGAACCAAAGGAAGGUUUCUGCUCUGGGAUUCGGCAUAUCCGACGAGGGUGUGCCCGCUGACACCCUGCAGUUCACGAAUGAGCUGAUCGUCAUAGAAAACGUGCUGUGCAAAGGCCUCUGGCAGGAUGUCAUCCAAGACUCGAUGCUUUGCGCUUUUGGAUUUGAGGGUGUUGAUACCUGCCCAGGAGACAGUGGCGGCCCUCUCCUGGUGACAUUCCAGCCUGAUGGUGACAUUGAAAAGGGCAUCCCUAGCAUUGAUAAGGUCGUGGGCGUCACGUCGUUUGGAGAAAAGUUGGCCUGUGGCGAGUCUGGCAUUCCGGCUGUGUACACAAGGGUGACCAGCUUUGCAGAGUGGAUUGAAGCGAUCAUAGAGCAAGAGUCAGAGCACCUGCUGGUGUCAGUAAUUCCUCCCAAGAUGGAGCCCUUGGGAACAUCUGCGAUGGGCAUGCAGAGUAUAUACUACAUAUGGCACAAGACGAACGUGUUCAUAGAAUACUUUAUGCCCUGUCCUUGCUCCGAGGAUGGUAUCAGCAAUGGCACCGAGACGGGCUUCGGCGGAUGCAGCAGACGGCUAGAGGCUGGCGCUGCGCUGUGCUACGUACAAUCCAAUGAGGGUCCCUGCUCGAUCGCCAGGGCCUCGAAUCUGUUCUCUGGUGCAUCGUGGAUAUCGUGCGGGGCCGACGGCGAUGGGGAAUCUGUCGGUGUUCAGGAACUUUCAAAGGACGCUUCUGCCGACGUAGCCCAGCUGAAUGAG
Messenger RNA from Ostreobium quekettii, 861 nucleotides. NCBI's taxonomy places the organism in Eukaryota, Viridiplantae, Chlorophyta, Ulvophyceae, Bryopsidales, Ostreobiaceae. The record is from the annotation of a GenBank genome assembly.